This is a messenger RNA of Megachile rotundata (alfalfa leafcutting bee), 2538 nucleotides long. It is a transcript of the gene Ada3, whose product is annotated as transcriptional adaptor 3. The record is from RefSeq and is a predicted model, not a curated record. Gene Ontology annotation, molecular function: transcription coactivator activity. Gene Ontology annotation, cellular component: SAGA complex. Gene Ontology annotation, biological process: regulation of transcription by RNA polymerase II. Lineage: Eukaryota; Metazoa; Arthropoda; Insecta; Hymenoptera; Megachilidae.
CUAUUCUUUUAUGAAAUAAUUUUUAAGAUUUUAUUGAAUCACCUAUGUAUUUACGUUAUUAAGUUUGCAAUCAUGUCGGGUAAAGGAAAACAAAGCUCCAAGAAAGCUAUUGUCAAAGUGCGAGAAUCUGGGAAGUCUUCGACACUUGUACAAUCUUCAACACUGAAUUCAGACACAAGCUCAGAAAGCACAGAUACUACAAUGUCAUUACCAAUAUUAAAAAUUGCUGACAACACCCGGCUUCUUCCAAGAUACACCAGCAUUCUACAACGUAGCACAGAAGAAGGUGUAGGUAUGGAAGACCUGGACACAUUACAACUAGAGUUGGAAAUGCUACUUUCGUCUGUAGUUGUUAGACAUCGCAUGCUUCAAGAAGAGAUAGCAAAUUUAUCUUCUGCGGAAGAACGUAGAGACAAAAGGUCUAAAAGUGGGAAAGGUCUUUCACUUUUGGAUAAAAAAGUUAGAGAAGAGAAAUUCAAACCAAAAGAAGUCAAUACAAAAACUCAGUCACCUCUACCUGCAAAACUCUUUAAGCAGAAAGCUGUUGCUAGUACGAAUUCUCAAGUCAUUCCAAAUGUACAUGAAAUAUCAAGAAUUGAAGGUUCCAAAUCGGAAUCGCCAAAGUUACUCUUACCAAAAAAUGAUACGCCUAAUAAGUUCUGGGCAUCCGUCGAUCCAUAUUGUACGGAUAUUACGCCCGAUGACAUUAAAUUAUUAGAAGAAUUAAUUGCAACUCAUAGCGACGUUAGCGACUAUAAAAAAAUUCCUCCAUUAGGUCGUCAUUACAGCUUAAUGUGGGCACACAAUGACUUGUUGCAAGAAGAGGAUGCAGCUAAUCCAAAUAGGGAAAAGAAAAAAAAUCGUUCAGAUGUAUCCCUUUUAGUGGCAAAAAAUGAUAGAAAGGCUCAUAGUAUAGCAGGACCUCUUACACAAAGAUUAGUUUCUGCUUUACUGGAAGAAAAUGUAUAUGUAGCAAAUAAUAACACAGACAAUAAGCUGUUCAGGGAUAGCGACCCUCCAGUUUUAAGAGAUCUUACUAUUCAAAACUCUAUUAAUUUAGAAUUAAGAAUGCAUAAAGAACUUGUAGAACAAGGAAUUUUAGAACCAGAUGCACAAAAAAAAUGCCAGGAAGACGAUGAAAUUUUAGCAGAAAUUAAGAGGUGUCAGCAAGAGCUUAAUGCACUUUCCAAUCAUAAUGUUACACAAUUGAAAAGAUUGCUGAACUUAGCUCAAGAAGAAAGCAAACGACAGGCAUUAAAAAGAAAAAUCAGCACUGCUGACAAUGAAGUAAUAGAACAUUACAAGAAACUUAUGUUGUCGAAACAAAGAAAAAUACCACUAACAAAGAAGGAACAAGAAAAGGCAUGGGCAUGUCUUAGAGAACGAGAAAAUUUGCUAGACCAGUUAAAUAUGUUACCACAUAAUAAUAUAGGAGAACCUAUAAGCUUUGGCACUACUACAAAUUAAUUUAAAUUUUUUACUAUAAUUGUGUAUUAUGAUGAAGCUAUGUACAGAAAUGUAAUAACAUCAGUCUAAUUUUCGAGGAAAAUAGUGUACUUCAUUCGCGUAAUAAUAAUUACAGUAACACUAAUUGCUGAUUUUCCUUAAAUAGGAAGAACUUACUGAAUAUAUUAAAGUGAUAGUAUUACAAAUGUAUAAAUUAUCAAAUAUAAAAUUCUAAAUAGUAUUCAUUGCAUUUAUUUUACUCACACAUAUUUAAUGCAUAAAACUUAUAACACAAUUGCUAUCUUGGUUCUGCAAAGUAAAUACUGUAAUUAUUGUGAAGUUAGUAUGCAAUUCAUUGAUUUAUACUUCUACAUUUUUUGACCAUUGUUACUAAACUUGUUUCAUAAUCAAUAAAUAUAUAAUUUAAACUACGAACGUGACUUAUUCUUUACUGAAAUUUGAAAUAUGCAAGUGCAACUAAACUAUGGAUGAAAAAUAAUAGACCCAAAUUUCAUUUCACUUUACUUUUAUUUAACUUACAAUAUCAUGCCGACAGUAUUCAUUGAAAUUAUAAUAUUAAAAAGGUACGUAACUCUAAUCUUGGAAACAGUCAUAACUUUAUAAAUAUUUUUAUUAGUUAUAACUAUAAAUUUUCAAUCGGAAUCAGCUUCACAUCGGGAACAUAUUAAAAAGAAAUAAUCAAUAACCUAAGGAAAAGGUUGUUCGAAAAGAAUCAUUUAUACGAUGAAUAAUAAUUUCACGACAAAGUGUUUAUUCGGUAUCACUGUACAGUUUUUUUCGUCCAAAGUUACCUCAACAACGUGCGCGAUGGCACAACAAUGACGAACCAUUCGGGUAACAAAAAUGUUCGAUGUGUACUACUCCUUAUAUUGUUAAUAUUAAGGUGAUGGAUAUACAUACGUGUGUAUAUAUAUAUAAUAUGGGUCUGCAGGCGAGGCUGUUGUUUUUAAUAAACUUUUUUUAUAUGAAUGUUCUUAUUCGACCAAUACACUGAAUUCCAUUAUUUUAUAAUGUGAGUUUUACGCUACAUGAGACAGUAGACCAUGAAAUAAUUACAAAUCGAUCGAAAGG